Stereum hirsutum FP-91666 SS1 is the source of this 3603-nucleotide messenger RNA. Its product is annotated as ATP-citrate synthase. Gene Ontology annotation, molecular function: ATP citrate synthase activity. The record is from RefSeq and is a predicted model, not a curated record. The transcript is spliced from 7 exons. Gene Ontology annotation, cellular component: cytosol. NCBI's taxonomy places the organism in Eukaryota, Fungi, Basidiomycota, Agaricomycetes, Russulales, Stereaceae. The coding region runs from base 61 to 3507 and encodes 1148 amino acids. Gene Ontology annotation, biological process: citrate metabolic process; fatty acid biosynthetic process; tricarboxylic acid cycle.
CCCCCGACUCCGACUAGACUUUAUUUCCUCCUUCUCUUCCUAGACUUCAGCACUCGCAAAAUGUCUUCCAAAGCUAUCCGCGAGUACGACGCUAAGCUCUUGCUUGCCUACUGGCUCGAGCGCGCACCUAUCGUCGACCCCGCUGUCAAGUCUACGACCAACUUUGUUUUCCCUGCACCAAAGGUUGCUCAGGUCUCAUGGGAUCCCGCCACAAACACCAUCACACCCGACACUCAGCUCCCUAGCUGGGUUUUCACCACCAAGCUCGUCGCAAAGCCUGACCAGCUCAUCAAGCGUCGCGGGAAGGCAGGCCUCCUCGCUCUCAACAAGACUUGGGACGAGGCCAAGCCAUGGAUUUCUGAGCGUGCUGGAAAGCCCCAAAAGGUUGAAUCCGUCACGGGAACCUUGAACAACUUCAUUCUCGAGCCUUUCCUCCCUCACCCCUCCAACACCGAGUACUACGUCUGCAUCAACUCCCAGCGUGAAGGCGAUACCAUCCUUUUCACCCACGAAGGUGGUGUCGACGUUGGUGAUGUUGACGCCAAAGCCCUCAAACUCGACAUCAACGUCGGAAAGCCUUUCCCAUCUCGCGAAGUCAUCGCCUCCACCCUCCUCCCGCACGUCCCCGCCGAGAAGAAAGAUUACCUCGUCGACUUCCUCAUCCGCCUCUACUCCGUCUACGUCGACCUCCACUUCGCCUACCUCGAAAUCAACCCCCUCAUCUGCCUCGAUGCCGUCGACGGUGGUCAGCCCCAGAUCUUCUAUCUGGACAUGGCUGCCAAGCUCGACCAGACCGCCGACUCUAUCUGUGGCCCUAAAUGGGCUAUUGCCCGCGACUUGACUGUCUACGAUGCUGCUGCCGUCAAGGGCAAGGGUAUCUCUGCCGACCGUGGUCCUCCUAUGGUUUGGCCCGCUCCCUUCGGUCGUGACUUGACCAAGGAGGAGGCCUACAUCCAGAAGUUGGACGCCUCGACUGGUGCCUCUCUCAAGUUGACCGUCCUCAACGCCGAAGGUCGUAUCUGGACUAUGGUUGCCGGUGGUGGUGCCUCCGUUGUCUACUCUGAUGCCAUCGCUGCUCACGGUUUCGCACACGAGCUUGCCAACUACGGAGAAUAUUCCGGUGCUCCCACUGAAGGUCAAACCUACGAGUACGCCAAGACUAUCAUCGACUUGAUCACUCGCGGCACGCCCAACCCAGAGGGCAAGCUCCUCAUCAUCGGUGGUGGUAUCGCCAACUUCACCAACGUCGCCGCUACUUUCAAGGGUAUCAUCCGUGCCCUCAAAGAGUACAAGGCUGCCCUCAUCAACCACUCUGUAAAGAUCUACGUUCGUCGCGGUGGACCUAACUACCAGGAAGGUCUCAAAGCCAUGCGUCUCCUCGGCGAGUCUCUUGGUGUCCCUAUCAGGGUUUUCGGCCCCGAGACCCACAUCACUGAGAUCGUUCCCCUCGCUUUGGGCAUCAAGCGUGACGCCAAGUCCGUCGCUCCUUCCGCCGCCCCCUCCGUCCCUUCAAGCCCUCCUGCUACCAGCAGUGGUGCCCUCCCCGAGAGCGAAGGUGUUGGUGCCGUUCACGCGGAUGGCUCACGUACCCAAGCAGAGGACGGCAUCGUUCGCUUCGAGCCUGGCACCACCCACGCCCGUCCUUCCUACCGUCCUUUCGAUGCGACCACCAAGUCCUUCGUCUACGGUCUCCAGCCCCGUGCCAUCCAGGGUAUGCUCGACUUUGACUUCUCCUGCGGCCGUGCUACACCUUCCGUCGCUGCCAUGAUCUACCCCUUCGGUGGUCAUCAUAUCCAGAAGUUCUACUGGGGAACGAAGGAGACCCUUCUCCCCGUCUACACCUCGGUCGGUGAGGCCGUGAAGAAGCACCCCGAUGUCGACGUUGUCGUCAACUUCGCCUCCUCCCGUUCCGUCUACUCCAGCACCCAGGAGAUCCUCACCUUCCCCGAGAUCAAGUCCAUCGCCAUCAUCGCUGAGGGUGUCCCCGAGCGUCACGCCCGUGAGAUCCUCCACCUCGCCCAGUCCAAGGGUGUCCUCAUCAUCGGUCCUGCUACCGUCGGUGGUAUCAAGCCCGGAUGCUUCAAGAUCGGUAACUCUGGUGGUAUGAUGGACAACAUCAUCGCCUCGAAGCUCUACCGCGCUGGCUCCGUCGGCUACGUCUCCAAGUCCGGUGGUAUGUCCAACGAGCUCAACAACAUCCUCUCCAUCUUCACCAACGGUACCUACGAGGGUGUUGCCAUCGGUGGUGACCGUUACCCUGGCUCGACCUUCAUCGACCACUUGCUCCGCUACGAGCAGGACCCCGAGUGCAAGAUGCUCGUCUUGCUCGGUGAGGUCGGUGGUAUCGAGGAGUACCGCGUCAUCGAGGCCGUCAAGCAGGGUGUCAUCAAGAAGCCCAUCGUCGCCUGGGCCAUCGGUACUUGCGCGAAGAUGUUCACCACCGAGGUUCAGUUCGGUCACGCUGGCUCGAUGGCCAACUCGGACAUGGAGACCGCCGAUGCGAAGAACAAGGCCAUGCGCGCCGCUGGCUUCAUCGUUCCCGAGACGUUCGAGGACCUGCCCUACGUGUUGAAGGAGACCUACGACAGCUUGGUCGGCAAGGGUGUCAUCCGCCCCGUUCCCGAGCGUGAGCCUCCCGUCAUCCCCAUGGACUACAAGUGGGCGCAGGAGCUCGGCCUCAUCAGGAAGCCCGCUGCUUUCAUCUCCACCAUCUCCGACGAGCGUGGCCAGGAGCUUCUCUACGCUGGCAUGCGUAUCUCGGAUGUCUUCAAAGAGGAUAUCGGUCUCGGUGGUGUCGUCUCGCUGCUGUGGUUCAAGAGGAGGUUGCCGCAAUGGGCUACCAAGUUCAUCGAGAUGGUCCUCAUGUUGACUGCCGACCACGGUCCCGCCGUGUCUGGUGCCAUGAACACCAUCGUCGCCACCCGUGCUGGCAAGGACCUCAUCUCGUCGCUCGCCUCUGGUCUCUUGACCAUUGGUUCCCGAUUCGGUGGUGCCCUUGAUGAGGCUGCCUCCAUGUUCUCGAACGCUCGUGACACUGGUCUCACGCCUCGCGAGUUCGUCGACAGCGCCCGCAAGGCGAACAAGCUCAUUUCUGGUAUCGGCCACAAGAUCAAGAGCGUCAACAACCCCGACUUGCGUGUCGAGCUCGUCAAGGAGUACGUCCGCAAGAACUUCCCAUCGCACUCCCUCCUCGACUACGCCCUCGCCGUCGAGAAGGUCACCACGUCCAAGAAGGACACCCUCAUCCUGAACGUCGACGGUUGCAUCGCCGUCUGCUUCGUCGACCUUCUCCGCGACUCUGGCGCCUUCACACCGGAGGAGGCGGACGAGUACAUCAAGAUCGGCACGCUCAACGGUCUCUUCGUUCUCGGUCGUUCGAUCGGUUUCAUCGGUCACCAUCUCGACCAGAAGAGGUUGAGGAGCCCGCUCUACCGCCACCCCGCCGACGAUAUCUUCAUCAACAUGGCAGACCUUUCGCAGCCGAGGGUGUUGAGCAAGAUGGCAUAGGCGUCUUCUCGUUUUUCGUUUCUUGGUUGUCUCGUCAUGUCAUGUCGUUUCGUUUCGUUCUGCUUCACGCCUGCUUUCUUCCUUUCCCUUCGUCCC